AUGUACAAUGAAAUACUGGUAGAUGACGCUGAGGAGCAGGGCAAAGUCAUACAUGCCAUAGAAGAUAUGGCUAUUGACAGUGAUGGUGUUCUGUUGGACAAUAUGCUACCAGAUAUGUCCAGAGAUGAAUUCAAGUGCAAGCAAACAUCCUCUCAUGCAUCUCCACCAAAGAAGGACAGUGGUCAUGGACCAUCUAAGCAUCUGAAGGAAGUCAUUGCAGUACAAUUGAUCUCUACUCCUCCUGUCAUAACAUUGACCGUGUUAGGCCCAUCAACCGUCGUAGUCCCACCAACUGUCUUAGUGCCAGCGACACAGGAUCCUAAGGGUGCAAAUGGUGAAAUUGAGAACAAUGGUAACUUGAAUAUAUAUGAUGAUGAUGAUGAUGAUGAUGAUGAUGAUGAUGAUGAUGAUGAUGAUGAUGAUGAUGAUGAUGAUGAUGAUGAUGAUGAUGAUGAUGAUGAUGAUGAUGAUGAUGAUGAUGAUGAUGAUGAUGAUGAUGAUGAUGAUGAUGAUGAUGAUGAUGAUGAUGAUGAUGAUGAUGAUGAUGAUGAUGAUGAUGAUGAUGAUGAUGCUGUGAGAGAUCUCAUCAAAGAUGAAGAAUUGUUCCCCUCUCCUCCUCCUGAUCCCCCAUCCAUGGCCAAAUCAGGUGCUGCUAUUGAAUUGUCGUCAAUCACUGCAGAUGCUGAUCACCGGCUUGUCACACCUUCUGGUUAA
Suillus fuscotomentosus is the source of this 714-nucleotide messenger RNA. RefSeq lists its product as uncharacterized. The transcript has 3 exons. The coding region runs from base 1 to 714 and encodes 237 amino acids. Lineage: Eukaryota; Fungi; Basidiomycota; Agaricomycetes; Boletales; Suillaceae. The record is from RefSeq and is a predicted model, not a curated record.